AUGGAUACGACGUCGUCUUCUUCAAAUUCGACUAUGGCGGAGUUUGAUUACCUGUUCAAGUUGUUGCUGAUUGGAGACUCUGGAGUUGGGAAAAGCACGCUCCUCUUGAGCUUCACUUCCAAUACCUUCAAGGAUCUAUCUCCUACCAUCGAUGUUGAUUUUAAGGUGAAACAUGUUACUCUUGGUGGGAAGAAGUUGAAGCUUGCAAUUUGGGACACAGGUUGUUUAUUCAUCCCCUCCAACAAGAAAUCAAAUAAUCCAUUGAAGAAAGCUCUAGCUAGCACCAUGGAUAGGGAACAAGAAGAGAUGCAAUUUCUCGGUCUCUUUGGUAUCUACAAAGAAGCUUACAAGAUCAUGCACUCAUGGGGGAAACUCUUGGGCCAAAUCAGCUUGGUCUUAAUCCUUCCUCUGUCCGUAAUCUUCUUGGUUCAUAUGCAAGUAUCUGAGGUUUUAUUCUCAAAGAUCGUCCACAACGAAAUUGUGUUGGAUUAUACCCGAGCUGGGUCUCCUACAUACAACAAAGUCUCCGAUGUUCUCUCUUCAGAAUGGACCAUUUUUUGGCUUUUCAAUGCUGCAUACUUCACUAUCCUCCUCAUCCUUUCACUCCUCUCUACCUCAGCUGUGGUUUACACCAUUGCAUGUAUUUACACAGGCCGUGAAGUCGAUUUCAAAAAGGUUAUGAGUGUUGUCCCCAAGGUUUGGAAGAGGCUUAUGGUCACGUUUUUGUGUUCUUACCUAUUCUUCUUCGUUUACCAGAUUCUGGCUUUUGUGAUCCUCGUUAUUUGCAUACUUGGAUUUAGGUCAACCAAGGCUUUUAUUCCCAUAUCAAUUGUUUUUUGGAUCUUGUAUUUUGUGGGUUUUGUGUACAUGACCAUAGUUUGGCAAUUGGCUAGCGUUGUGACCGUGUUAGAAGACACUUUUGGAUUUGGGGCCAUGAUUAAGAGCAAGGCACUUAUACGGGGAAAGAUGGUUGUGGCUGUUUUGACAGUGCUCUAUUUCGUUUGCAAGUCCUACCACCAUGAAAAUAUAGACAAGUCAGCCCUCUCGGAUCAUCUUGAAGUUUAUCUAGGGGAGUAUGUUCCUUUGAAGGCCAAGGAUGUUCAGCUUGAGCAAUAUCAUGUUUGA
Quercus robur (English oak) is the source of this 1125-nucleotide messenger RNA. RefSeq lists its product as uncharacterized. The record is from RefSeq and is a predicted model, not a curated record. Gene Ontology annotation, molecular function: GTP binding; GTPase activity. Bases 1 to 1125 code for a protein of 374 amino acids. NCBI's taxonomy places the organism in Eukaryota, Viridiplantae, Streptophyta, Magnoliopsida, Fagales, Fagaceae. The transcript has 4 exons.